This is a messenger RNA of Botrytis byssoidea, 1421 nucleotides long. RefSeq lists its product as uncharacterized. The transcript has 2 exons. The record is from RefSeq and is a predicted model, not a curated record. The coding region runs from base 262 to 1185 and encodes 307 amino acids. NCBI's taxonomy places the organism in Eukaryota, Fungi, Ascomycota, Leotiomycetes, Helotiales, Sclerotiniaceae.
UGGGAUGAAUGAUUUCCAGGUCGAAGGAGUGUAAAAGAACUGCGAUGUUUAAAGCUAAUGUCCGGGGCAGAGUGCGUUAUCAUGGGUUGCAGACUAGCUUCCAUCUGCUAGCAUCGCUAUACGUAUAUAUAGGGCUCUUCCCACCACGGAAUUGCUCCUCUGACUUGAUCAUCUAAAUUCCAACACAUCUCUUCCAAGAACACUAUUUGUUACCUUUACAUCAGCUCGAUUGUCGCAGAUACCAAACUACUUAGAUCCGCUAUGUCGAAAAGCAUCCAAAACAUCGAAUUCAAGACAGUCGAUCACGUUGUCUUGCGGGGAUUUUUUUACAAAGCAGCGCAGACCGGACCGCGGCCAUGUAUAAUUAUGGCACCCGGAAUAGGAGGAUUGAAAGAACAAUUUCUCCCGGAUUUUGCCGAGCGCUUCCAGGAAGCAGGCUAUGGAGUUUUGCUCUAUGAUCACCGCAAUUUUGGAAGUAGCGAGGGAUCUCUUCGUGACGAGGUCGACCCGAACCAGCAAGCGCGCGACUACUCUGACGCCUUUGAUUUUGCUGCUUCUUUGCCAGACGUUGAUGAAUCUCGAAUCGUCUUCUGGGGCUCAAGUAUGUCUGGUGGUGUCGCUCUCUACGCUGCUGCCUUCGAUAAGCGUAUUCGUGCUGUUGUUGUCCAAGUUCCCUUCGCAUCGGGAGCCGCCCUAGAAGGACUCUUUGCGAAAAUUCUUCCAGGUGUCUACGAAGAUCGCCGUAGCAUCAAAGCUGGUGCUGCACCUGGGCUCACGCAGAUCUUCGCUCAGAAUUCUAAGGACGCGAAGGAUCCAAAUUGUACGUCUCUGACUGCUGAUCCAGCUCUCAUUCCAUUUAUCGAAGAGCUCGAGAACCGGAAGAUUCGCUGGGAAGGGGCAAUCACCACACAAUCGAUCCAACAUCUGGCUAGUUUCGAGCCAGUGAGUGUUGUUCAUAGAAUCUCGCCCACUCCUUUGCUUGUUGUCGCUGCCGAUAAGGAUCACACUGCUGCCACGGCUCAACAACUCAAGCUUUAUGCAGCUGCACUUGAACCGAAGGAGCUCGUCUUGCUACAAAACACAGAUCAUUUUAUGCCGUACGUUGGUGCUACUUUCAAGAAGAACAUCAAGGCUCAACUGGACUUCUUGGCAAAAGUUUUACGCGACGAUGAAGUAGAGCUAUGAAGUUGGUUUACGAGUACGUGCAGGAAGGCUUCGGCAUCUCGAAUUUCAAGCUCUUAGAUCUCAAAUUACUCAAGAUAUACUUGUUUAAACUUCCAUCUUUUGCUAUAUUACUUUCGAAAUAUUUCAUAGCACUUUUGUAAAUAUAAACUAUAUCAAUCAAAUUAAAAUCUUUUUUGAUUACAAUAUUUAAUAUAUUUAUUAUUUGUGUUUUUGUAUUUGUAAUAUUAUCACCAAGU